AUGGACCCAAUAUUAGCCCCAGACGAAGAAAAGAAGGAACGCUAUCCUAUUAUUAAUAAUCCCGGAGAAAAUACUGAGAAGUUGAGGGCAUCGGCUGAAUGGAGUAAACAGAAGGAAGUUGAAUUGAACCAAACAAUGAUGGAAAGCAAGCCUAAUAAAUACAAGAACACUUCAUCAGACAAAAACUUACCUAAUAAAUACAAGCACACUUUAUCAGACAAAAACUUGUCAACAUACUGGUUUCGAGCCAGUGAAUUCCCUCUAUCCAGUAUUGAUUCCACGUUCUUCACUCACUUAUUCUGCGCUUUCGCCAAUCUUGAUUCUAACUCCAACCAACUUGUUAUAUUCCCACAAGACCAAGAUUCCUUCUCCAAGUUCAAAAAAACUGUUCAGCAAAGGAACCCUUCAGUCAAAAGUUUGAUCUCCAUUGGGGGUGGAAAUGCUGACAAAUCUGCUUAUGCUUCCAUGGCUAGCCAGGCUAGGAAGCAUAGCACUCAAAUGACCAAUUUCAGAAUCCUCAUUGAUGAGUGGUGUGUAGCAGUUGCAGCCGAGGCUAGGAGCUCAGGUAGAGAGGCUCUGCUUUUGACAGCAACGGUCUCCUUUGGACUGAAAGUUAACGGAUGGUUGAGAUAUCCUUAUUCAUCAAUAACCAAAAGUUUAGACUGGAUUAAUGUUAUAUCCUAUGACUUUUAUGAUCCUAAACGGGCCAAUGACGGAGCACAAACACGCGAACAUGCUGCCCUAUAUGACCCUGAUAAUUCAAUAAGUGGAAGAAAUGGAAUAAGGGAUUGGAUCCAAAUAGCUGGAGUGAAUUUGAAUAAGAUUGUUAUUGGGAUACCCUAUUAUGGGUAUGGUUCGAAACUUGUAAACCCUAAUAUUCACGGGCUUUUAGACCCGACAGAUGGCCCGUUUAGGAGUGGCGAAUCAUCAAUUGGGUACAACCAAAUCAGGGAUUUUAUCACACAAAAUAGAGCAUCCUCUGUUUUUAAUGCCACGAUCAUAGCGAAUUAUACUUAUACGGGUACCACAUGGAUCGGUUACGAUAGUACUCAAAGUUUCCAAGCCAAGGUCGCUUAUGCUAAGAGUAAAGCAUUGCGCGGUUACUUUGCGUGGCACAUUGGUGCGGAUUACAACUGGGAGCUUUCCAAAACCGCUUCACAAUCAUUUAGAAACAUGGAGAAUGGAGAUGAUGAAUAUAUGAAGGAAGAGUAA
Messenger RNA from Impatiens glandulifera, 1212 nucleotides. Its product is annotated as class V chitinase-like. The record is from RefSeq and is a predicted model, not a curated record. The coding region runs from base 1 to 1212 and encodes 403 amino acids. Gene Ontology annotation, cellular component: extracellular region. NCBI's taxonomy places the organism in Eukaryota, Viridiplantae, Streptophyta, Magnoliopsida, Ericales, Balsaminaceae. Gene Ontology annotation, biological process: carbohydrate metabolic process; chitin catabolic process. The transcript is spliced from 4 exons. Gene Ontology annotation, molecular function: chitinase activity; chitin binding.